This is a messenger RNA of Monopterus albus (swamp eel), 3386 nucleotides long. RefSeq names its product exocyst complex component 2 (gene exoc2). Gene Ontology annotation, biological process: exocytosis; Golgi to plasma membrane transport. NCBI's taxonomy places the organism in Eukaryota, Metazoa, Chordata, Actinopteri, Synbranchiformes, Synbranchidae. The record is from RefSeq and is a predicted model, not a curated record. Gene Ontology annotation, cellular component: exocyst. The transcript is spliced from 29 exons. Bases 142 to 2910 code for a protein of 922 amino acids.
AGGAUGUAGGAAACGGGCUUUGCAGUCCAGUUGCUGUAAACGGGCAGAUCCCCAGAUGUUCAAAUGGCAAAUUAAAACUGAAGAUUCUCAUAGUUAAGAAGGUGCUGAUCGAUCCAGUGUUCCUGUCUGCCCCAGGCCACCAUGUCUCGCGCACGUCAGCCCCCGCUGGUCACAGGCAUCUCGCCCAAGGAGGGUGCAGCCUGGACCAAAGUUACCAUCCGAGGAGAAAACUUGGGCACAGGCCCAGCUGACCUCAUCGGUUUGUCUAUCUGCGGCCAUAACUGCCUGCUGACAGCUGAGUGGAUGUCAGCCAGCAAGAUAGUGUGCCGCGUGGGUCCUGCCAAAGACGACAAGGGAGAGAUCAUUGUCACCACUAAGUCUGGGGGUCUUGGUACCUCCACAGUUUCAUUCAAACUGCUUAGACCUGAUAGGAUUGGUAUCCUGGACCAGUCUGCUGUGUGGGUGGAUGAGCUGAACUACUACGACAUGAGGGCCAACCGCAACAAAGGCAUCUCCCCCCUCUCCCUGCGACCCAGCAAUCCACUGGGCAUCGAGAUAGACAAAGGAAAAAUCCCACAGAAAGACAUGGAGCUGACAUUUCCAGGAAUGAGUGGAGACUUCACCAGUGAGAACUUCUCUUCCACAUGGUAUCUCAUAGAAAACCAUGCGGGCUCUAGUUUUGAGCAGUUGAAGAUGGCAGCCACUAACCUGAAGAAGCAGGCUACCAAGAAGAAUGAGGGGAGUCUGGCCUAUGUGAAAGGAGGCCUCAGCACGUUCUUUGAGGCCCAGGAUGCACUAGCAGCAAUCCACCAGAGACUGGAGUCUGAUGGCACAGAGAGAGUGGAGGGAUCAAUGACCCAGCGACUAGAAAACAUCCUCAACAGAGCAAGUGAUACAGCAGAUACUCUUUUCCAAGAGGUCUUGGGGCGGAAAGACAAAGCUGACUCCACACGCAAUGCACUCAACGUCCUACAGCGUUUCAAGUUUCUCUUCAACCUGCCACUCAACAUUGAACGCAAUAUCCAAAAGGGAGAUUACGAUGUGGUGAUCAAUGAUUAUGAGAAAGCCAAAUCUCUUUUUGGUAAUACUGAGGUUCCUGUUUUCAAAAAAGUGUAUGCUGAAGUUGAGACGAGGAUUGAAGCUCUGAGGAGUCUCUUACUGGAGAAACUGCUGCAGACACCAUCAACACUUCACGACCAGAAGCGAUACAUAAGGUACCUGUCUGAUCUGCAUGCUCCAGGUGACCCAGCAUGGCAGUGCAUCUAUGCCCAGCACAAGUGGAUCCUGCAGCUCAUGCUAAACUGCAGAGAUGAGUUCAUCAGUGGCCAGAGAGUGGGUGUCGGAGCUCUAGACCUGGAAGGGGAUACCCGUCCGUCAGCCCUUGGCAGACUCAGCCACACAACGUCUUUGAAGAGAGGAGGCAGCCUACGAUCACAGCGACCCAGCACCUGGUGCUUUGAAACCCCACAGCAGGUGCAGUUUGUGGAGAAGCUGUCAGACGUGGUGAUUGGUCAGCUGCCCAACUUCUGGAAGCUUUGGAUCUCUUAUGUUAAUGGGAGUCUUUUUAGUGAGACUGGAGAGAAAUCUGGGCAGGUGGAAAAAUCCAAGAAGAAUGCCAGACAGAGACAAAAUGACUUCAAAAAAAUGAUUGAGGAGUUGACCAAUCGACUUGUGAAGCUUAUUCGGGGGGCUCUCCUCCCCGCCACCUUGCCACAGGGGGAGCUGAGUUUCUACGGAGGCUGGGAGUACAAGACUGACCUCUCUGGAGCCUGGCUUACGCAGAUGAUACACAUUGUCAGGGGUUGUCACGAGGCUCUGUCUGCUUUGGAGAUCCCCAAUGAUUUGCUGCAGGUGAUCCAGGAUCUGCUGUUGGAGUUGAGAGUUCACUGCCUCAUAAUGACUCUACUACACACUACAGAAGAUGUCAAGGGGCUUGCUGAGAAGGAGGACUGGGUUGUAGAUAAUGAGGGAAUCACCAGCUUGCCCUCACAGUUUGAACAGUGUAUAAUCCAGAUGCUGCAGUCACUCAAAGAGCCACUGGAAAUCAAACCAGGAGAGAUGAAUCUGUUACAGUUGGACCAGGUUCAGGAUCAGGCAACAGAGCUGAGUGUGAGAAUCAUGAAGGUUUUCAUCAACUGCUUGCAGCAGCUGAGCACUAAGACAGAUGAAGACAUUGCUGCAUCUCACAACAUCGCAGUGGACUUGUCAUCUCCAGAUCGGUUUGCCAGCCUUCAAGAGGGCUCCAGUCCAACAUCUGAGCAGCGUCUUCUGAUCGUCCUCAGUAACUGCCACUACCUGGAGAGACACACAUUCCUGAACCUGGCCAAUCACUUUGAGAAGCAUGGCUUCACAGGCACAGAGAAGAUCACACAAGUGUGUGUGGACGCUGUGCGGGAGCUGGACAGAAAGCUAUUUGAAGCCUAUAUCGAGAGGCGGGCCGACCCAAUCGCAGGCUCGCUGGAGCCUGGCAUCUAUGCCGGAUACUUUGACUGGAGAGACUGCCAAACACCGACAGGUGUGAGGAACUACUUGAAAGAAGCUCUGGUCAACAUCAUCACAGUUCACGCUGAGGUCUUCACAGUCUCUAAAGAUCUGGUUCCUCUAGUCUUAUCUAAAAUUGUUGAGUCCGUUGCGGACGAGAUGUGUCGUCUUAUGCAAUGUGUGUCAUCCUUCAGCAAAAAUGGAGCCCUGCAGGCUCGCCUUGAAAUCUGUGCUCUGAGAGAUGCCAUAGCCACAUACCUGAACACUGACAGCAACGAAAGCUUCAAACUGGCUUUGGACGCCCUGCCUCAAUUACACAGCGGAGCUGAUAAGAAGUUGCUGGAGGAGCUGCUGAACAAGUUUAAGAGCAGCAUGCAGCUCCAGCUCACCUGCUUCCACCCGUCCUCUGUCCAGCCUGUCAAGAGAUAAACUCACCCACUCUAUCUACUACCGCACUGCACUGUAGUUGUUUCUUGUCUGUGUGGAGUCUUCUCGUGAACUUUAUCUAUAUCCUUUCAGUUAUCACUUUAUUGUUUACUCAUCACUUUGUUCAGUGUCACUUUCAAUUUCUGCUUCACUGGAUUAGACAUAAAUGCCUCUCCAUCUAAUUCUGUAGACACUAAAUGAGUUGAUUUCAUUGUUACUGUGUAGGACAGUCCCAGUUAUGUUGGUUAUGCUAAUCGCAUACAGCCGCUCACGCAAUAGACAGUGUGCAAGUGGGCAACUUUCUUGUUUCAAGAAGGUUCUGGAUCAGCAGUGGUAUGUGGGUCGUAAGAGGCCGGGUGUCCAUUGCCUCUUCUCACACUCUAAAACUGUCCUGAUGAAUGUGGUGAAGCUGUAAAGUUGCUGCUGACGCUUUGUGCUGUGUCAUCUCAUCUGCCCAAUAAAGUGCUGCAACUGCGUUA